This is a messenger RNA of Penaeus vannamei (Pacific white shrimp), 1220 nucleotides long. The record is from RefSeq and is a predicted model, not a curated record. Lineage: Eukaryota; Metazoa; Arthropoda; Malacostraca; Decapoda; Penaeidae.
CACGCCGGCUCCUCCAUCGCGAAGAACUACGGAGUUAUCACCUUCAGUUGCAGUGAUGGCCACGGCGUCAUAGAAGCUGAACAGAUACCAGCAUGGCGUUCAGACAACUGUGGAUAAUUCUGUUUGUUGUUGGGUCGCUGUCCGCGGCUCCCUGGGAUGGGCGUCCUGGCCAACCCACUUCCUCCCCCGCCCAUUUCCUCUUGCACGCCCUCGUGCCUGAACACAACCAGGUCAGGGACCUGACCUGCCUGGAGUGCCGCACCGCCGCGGGCGUCAUCGCAGCCAUGAUGGCCGAGGGCGCCACUGUGGAGGAGAUCGAGGAUCAGGUCAUCCUCGACUGCGUCCUCCUCGACCUCUUCCCGCCGGACGUGUGCUCGGGAAUGGUCAGGCUGAGUGGAGCGGAGGUCCUGCACGUGCUGAACGCCACCAAGUACGACCACGAGACGGUGUGCGGAUGGCUGCUGGGCGGCCACUGCCAGCACACGCAGCUGGACCCCUGGACCCUGGCCGUCCCCGGGGGGAAGCCGGCGCCCUCCCACCCCGAGCCCGCGCAGCCCACAGAAGGCGUUGUGCGGAUCCUGCAGCUCUCGGACCUCCACGUUGACCUGCUCUACGACGAGGGAAGCGCCGCCCACUGCGAGCACCCGAACUGCUGCCGCCACGCCUUCGGGGACCCUGCGCCGGGGGAACUCGCGGCUGGCCACUGGGGCGCGCUGGCCAACUGCGACAUUCCGCUGCACACACUGGAUGACCUCUUGGCACAUGCGGCACUCACUAACCCUGAUCUUGUCUAUGUGACGGGCGACCUCCCCCCCCACGACGUGUGGGCGCAGAGCCACGCCUCCAACCUGCUCGCCAUCAACACCACCGUGCAGCUCAUCGCCAAGCACUUCCCUGACGUGCCCGUCUUGCAUGCCCUGGGGAACCACGCCUCGGCGCCUGUCAACAGCUUCGUAGUUCCCACUGCUUAUGCUGAUGGCUGGAGCAUGACUUGGCUUUACGACAGUUUGGCCGCGAUGUGGGCACCGUGGCUCCCCGAGGAGGCGCUGCCGGAUGUACGGAAAGGUGGAUAUUUUUCUUGUUCUCCGAAGCCAGGCUUGAGGGUCAUAUCCGCCAACAUGAACUACUGCAACACUCUCAAUUGGUUAGUGUUUCACCCAUUGGGUAUGUGGUAAAGAGAGUGCAUAUUCAUUUCCAUAUACACAUAAUUUACCAUUCUA